GGAAUUUAUGUUCACCCCCAGAGGACCUGAGAGCUGAAAUGCAGUAGUACUUUAACGGCUGGUGGUUUUGGAUGAGCAUAUUCUUUGGCUGAAAUCCUCAAACCACUUCCUCCGGUGUGCUCCUGUGAAACCAGUGGGGCUACUUUUGAGCAAAUGGUGUGAUGGUUGCAGGCUUCAUUGGCCUGCGAGGGUGAGUGGCUUACCCUAAAAAGAGAGAAUGAGAGAGAGAGAAAAAAAACUCUGCUCAAGUUUAUUUGUCACAAACUUUGAUAUUCAGGUUGUUUUGUCGUCAACACUAGUUUGCAGUGACCCCUUGAAAAAUACAAGACAACCUCCCACUAUAGGAUGAGGAUGAUGAACACGAGCUGCCUUGUCUUGUCAACUUGGUGUCCCCCUUUGCUCAAGACAGGAAGCCCUCCAGAGAAGCGGCUUAUCAACAGCUCGGCUGCCUGGGUCAUGCUUCCUAAUCGCUUUGCAGCUGGACGGCUCCGAGGCUGGGCUGCCCCCUGGGGAAGGACCUUGCUGACUGAAGUUAGCCGAGCGGAGGGGGAGGCCCGCUGUGGGCGAGAGAAGGUGGAGAGGAAAUGCUUGAGCUGUACCGUCAGAUCAGACGCUUUGAGCCAGCAGGGCUGAAGGAGGCAUCUUGCGUAGUACAGUUGCAUUCCAGGGUCUCUUGCGACCCGUUCCUGACUUUUUGCCCCUGUGGGAUAACUGGAAGCCUCUCCACUGCAGGGCGGGGAGCAGAGAAGUGAUCGUGCCUGAAAUAACGGACUUGGGGCUUUUAUUUUUAUUUUUUGCAGCGUGGAAGGUCUCUCGGGCUGCCUGGGCUUAACCGAAGCCUCUCUCCUGGGAAUUAAUGGCAACCUGGGAAUUCACGUUGGAUCCACCUGUCUGACUAAGCCGAACCUCUCCUCGCUCGCCCACUGACGCUGCCUUUUUUUUUGCUUUUGGGGAGCGGGGGUCCAACUUGGGCAGCUUUGACAGCUGAGCACACUGCAACUGACAGAGCAGCAUCAGGAAUGCCUUCCUGCUUCUCUAGCCAGAGGCAGUGAACCAGAGGAGGGAGGUGCGUUCUCCCAGCCUUCUGGAAACUCAUGUAAGGGAGCCCCUCCAGAAGGCUUUGCUGCUGCUUCUCUCUCUCUCUCUCUCUCUCUCUCUCUCUCUCUCUCUCUCUCCUUUUUCUUUUUUAGGGUAAACAAGCCCAUUGGAGGGACGGGUGUGGGUGUAUGUGGAAAGUGCGUCUUGGGCAGAGGUGGACACGGCAGUAGGAGCAGCUGGAUCUUCCUCCUCGGGUGUUCCUGGGGUCUCUCGCCUUGGGUGCCACCGAGCGGCUCAACUAAUUAACAGACUCAUGGGAUUGCUAAACCACCAGCUCCUGGAUUAACCCAGAGACGCCAGCUGCUCCUUCUAGAAAUUCCAGGGAAGGCAAGGCUAUCAGAGAGGAGAAAGAACAUCCAUGAAGGGGAUUUGAAAGGAAAAGAGCUACCUUGCUGAUCAGUGCUGGAAUGGCGGCUUCAUCUACCUGAUCAUGCUGCGUCGCAUUAAACGCAAGGCCCCUCUUCCUCCGUCGAAUGGCAACAACAGCAACAGCAGCGAACCCAAAGCCAGGCCUACCUCAGAGCCCAGUGGGAAAACAGCGCAAAAUGGCAAACGGACUAGAAAGUUUGGGGUCAUCACCAGAACUCCUCCAGGUGGUGGUAAGGAAAGCAAAGGCAGCAAAGGCAGCCCCAGAACGGAGCACAGGGAUGGACAGUGCACCCUUAUGGGAAUGGAUGGGUUGCAUCCAGAGGCAUCCCAGAUGGAAAGCAGAGUGGACGAUCGACUUCAGAAACCAGACUCUCCAUUUCCGGCAGGACAAUACCGGUCUCGCCUUUCCAAUGGAGGGAUCCUAGACCUGACCUCAAGUGGACUGUCCCUACAGCGAGAAGGCUGCCGGAUAUGGAAGAUGACCAUGACGAAGGGAACAGAUGGGCUGGGAAUCCAGAUCACCGGUGGUCGAGGAUCAAAGCGUUCUCCUCAUGCCAUCAUUAUUGCACGGGUGGAAGAAGGAGGCUCUGCUCACAGGGAUGGUAGACUGAAAGUUGGUGAUGAACUGCUAAUGAUCAAUGGUCAGUCUUUAGUUGGCCUCUCCCAUCAAGAUGCUGUUGCUCUACUUCGGUCAGCUGAAGGACUUGUAUACCUGGUAGUUGCAAGCAGGGAAGGAGCAGAAGAGGAUUUUCUCAGUUACCCAUCUACAAGUUUGCCAGACUUAAUUAGCACCUGCUCUGCUCAAGAUAAAGCUCCCUGGACUGACAAUAAAGAAAAUGAAGAGCCUGAAGGGGAUGACAAAAGAAAGACUCUGGUGCCAGAAGUCCUGGAACCUGUGACAGAUCCAACAGAGCCAGAUAAGUCUCCAGAUGCUGUUGAUACAGAGGGAUCCAAAGAAAACUGUCAGAGUCCAACUCUGGGAGGCGGUAUAUUGAAGUACAGGAGCCGAUCCCAAGGGGCGGCAACUCGGUUAGAAUCCGUGGGAGAAGAUGAUGAGUUGACAGUGGAAAAUGGAGAUGUGAAUUAUGAAAUAGCAAUGAAAUAUUCCCGGGGAGGGAGAAAGCAUUCUCUCCCACAGCAUCUGGACACAGGAACCAGACAGGAGUACCAUAUUUUUAAGAAAUCCACCCGCUCUUUAAGUGCUGCUCAGGUCGAGUAUCCCUGGCGACUAACUCAGCCAUCUAUUAUUUCCAACAUUGUCCUGAUGAAGGGGCAGGGGAAGGGUCUUGGAUUCAGCAUCGUGGGAGGGCAAGAUUCUGCUCGGGGACGCAUGGGCAUUUUUGUGAAGACGAUUUUCCCAAAUGGGGCUGCAGCUGCCGAUGGCAGACUGAAAGAAGGAGAUGAACUCCUAGAAGUUAAUGGAGAAUCCUUACAAGGACUGACCCAUCAGGAGGCCAUUCAGACAUUUAAGCAACUGAAGAAAGGUGUGGUGACCCUCACGGUACGGACCAGCCUUCGCAGCCCAAGCCUUACUCCAUGCCCAACUCCUAUAUUACUGAGCCGCUCCAGUUCCCCCAGCUCCACUGCCAGUGCAGGGCCUCUUUUACCUGGCUGCGAAGAUGGAGAUGUCCCCUCCUCCAGUCGUAAGGGGCCUGGUCCCAAGGACAGGAUCGUCAUGGAAGUGACUCUCAAUAAAGAACCAGGUGUUGGGCUGGGCAUUGGCGUUUGCUGUCUCACACUGGAGAACAGCCUUCCAGGUAUAUACAUCCACAGCCUGGCCCCGGGAUCUGUGGCUAAGAUGGAUGGAAGGUUAAGCCGCGGUGAUCAGAUCCUGGAAGCAGAUUCGGUCAAUUUGCGUCACGCGGCUCUGAGUGAAGCUUAUGCCAUUUUAAGUGAAUGUGGCCCUGGCCCAGUUAGCCUUAUCAUUAGCCGCCAUCCCAACCCAAAGGUUUCUGAACAGGAGAUGGAUGAAGCCAUAGCACGCACCACUCAGAGAGAAAGCAAGGAUAUCUCUUCUCCUCUCAGUACAGGGAAUCUGCCCAAAAGCCCAUCUCCUAGCACGAAGUCUAAACAGUCGGAAGCCUCCUCACCCUUGAGCUGGACAAUGAAGCGCUUCUUGGAGCCAGGAAGCCGGCAGGGUUCCAUCAAUUCUGAAACGGAGUUCUCUCAGUACUUCUUACAAGAUGGAGCCAGCCAGCUGUCACUUUCAGAGACUACCAUAACAGGCUCCAGUGAUGAGGAGCAGCUCCGCCCCAAGAGUGGGAGCAGCUCCUUGGAUGAGAGUUUUCCUUCUCCUGGUAUACCAAAUACCAAAGAACCAGGGAUUUGUGAUUCACCAAGCAGUGGGAACAACUCACCUGGUCCUUUCAGUAAGCAAAGGGAGAAUGUUACUCGGCAUGUUAGUUUCAGUGACAGCCCUAAAGGUUCACGUACCGCCUUCCAGAGGCAGCGGAGGCUUGCUUUCUAUGAUGGUGAUGCAAGCGACGAGGAUGACUUUGCCAAACAAGAUGGCGUUCGAUUUCAAAGGGGACCAAGGUCCAAAGGCCAGAGGAAGGCAGAGGGCAACUGCGAGGUCACCAUGGCAACUUCUCCAGUAGAAGGUAGUGCUACGAACCAGGAGAGAGAAUUUACAACAAGUUUCCACAAUGACUCAACGAUGAGUGGCUUUAGGGAUUCUACAGAGAACGCCGUGGAGCAUACAGUGGAUCCUUCCCUUCCAGUCAAACCAUCUGAUUACUCAAAUGUGCCAGAGCUUCAGCCAGGUCACCUGAGCUUGAAGGAGUUUCGAGAGGCACAACUGGAAUCCAAGAGAUCGCCUAAGCUGGAGCACAAAGCAGUCACUCGAGUUAAAAGCCUGAUGAGCACUGAAUACCAUGGUAUUCCACGGCAGAAGAAUGAAGAACACGGUACUUGCAACAGACCCAGUGGGAGGGUGCUUCCACAUAUCCAGAUGAGCGAAGCACAAGAAAGCCGUCUGGGGCAGAGCCACCCUGAAGCGCUUACCUUGACUCGGAAUGAAAAUGAAUCAUUUGGCCUUGAUCUACAAAUCCAUGCCACUCCCUUGUGUGUUGUGAUCACAGGCUUGCGGCCUGGUGGAGCAGCUGAAAGGGCCUCUAUGGGGAAGCUGGUUCCAGGAGAUGAGAUCCUUGCUAUCAAUGGUAUGCCAAUUCAUGGAUUCUCUUAUGAGGAAGUCUGCCAAUAUGUGCGGUGUCUUCCCCCAUCUAUCACACUGGACAUCCAGAAAGCUGUUUCUGCUAUGAACAGAUUGACAAAUCUCACUGUAUCUUCGGAGGUGGAGGAGGCAGUUCAGAGAAAUCCAAGCAACGUUCUUAUGAAUGAAGACGAAAACAGCUCUGCACAUCAUCACAAACCUCUUCAUGAAGGCAACACUGAUUAUGUGGCAGACAGGACGGUAUUGCCAUCUGAUGCCAAGACCAAGGCGAUAGCAGCAGAUUCCAUGGAAACCAGCUGUGCCCAGAAUAGCACUGUGGUACGAUUAGGAGACAUCAAUAACUUCCUUGGCAAAACAAGUUCCUCAGAGGAAAAACACAGUAAGUGUUUUUUAAUCAGGGACAGGUGUGGCAAGGAAGAUGCACCUGGGAUGAGAGAAGAUGCUUGUUCUAAUGCUAGAUCAGAUAUAGUUAAGAAUGACCUUCCAGGUAGGGCUCUGAAUGAUGCAUCUAACACACAAGAAAUCUUGGGGUUUUCUGCCUUGGACUCCAUUAACACAAGCAAGAUCUUCACUGUGAAUCAAACCCGUUUAAGUAACUAUUCCAGGAAUUUUAGCAGUUUCAACGAAGACAGUUUGGCUGGAAUGGAGAGCAAAAUCAAUACUAUCCCAAACUCUAUGUAUGCUGCUGCAGAGGAUUCCAGUUCAGACACGGAAUCCAUAGCCGAAACGCCUGGAUUUUCUGGCAAUCCUUCCCUCUUACAGCCUGCCUGUGACAAACCCCUGGAGACCCAUAAGGCUAUUGAGUCAGAUGAGGAGCAGAUUGAACUUUGCUGUCUGAAUAGUGAGCAGGAACACUUUCUUCAGGAACAGCUGGUCACGUCCACUUCAAAAGCAUUUCAUCAUCCACCAGAAUGCAAUCCUUCAAAUAAUGCUUUGCAGGCAAAAAUCAAGACAGAAAUUGGCUCACUGGAAAUACCCAAUGGGAGAUCCUUAUUAGAAGAACCACAUUCUCCAAGGCACUCCAACGGAGGACGUGUGGUUCCAUCCAUGGCCUUUCAUUCUGCUUUUCAGGUUUCUCCAUCUGUGAUGGAUAAGUUAGGUCACAAUUAUGCAGUUUGCUCUUUAAGCAGUGGCUCCUUAAGGAGAGGAGAAAGAAUGAGCAUGGAGAGCAAAGAGGGAAUUAUGGAGGCAUGUGAGACGUCCAGACGUGAUAUCCAAGACAAGCAUUUGUGCAUGACAGAAACCAUCAAUGGUUGGGACUGCAACUUGCCAGAAAAAGAUGAACACAACAAGAACCAAAAACUGCAUACAGGAAAUGAUUUAGCAACACAUUUUGGCAGUCAUAUAGUUGGCUACAGUUCUGCUUUGACAAAGAAAGGGACCAGUGACUCAGGCCACUUGAACAAACCGGACACCCACCCCACAAACUGUACAUCACUGAGAACAGUAAACAGCCCCAAAUCUCCCCAUUUGACAAAAUCAAAAGAUCUGAGUAAGGCCACUGCUGCUCAUGACUUACCAGGAAAGAAUGAAAAGGCAAAUACCUCAAAAUGUUCAAAUGUAAAAAUCCCAAGUUCUGGCCAAUGCAAAGGCAGUACAGUCCCACACAGUCCAUCCUCUUCCAAAAAACUGCAUCAUGAAACAAGAGAGAUUCCCCAGAAGAGCACUGCAGAAACUCUUUCAAAUAACCAACGAAACAAACCAAGGCCAAAGUUAAAGGGCUUUAUCAUUAAAAGUAAGGCCAAGACUCAGUCAGAUACCCUGGGCACUGUUCCUGCACAAGCUGGUGGUGCUGACCCCAAAAAAGCAUCCAUUCCUGUGCAAUCAUCACCCCGGCUUCUUCUAAAGAAAGGCACUUCACUCCAUAACUUAGCCACACAUUUGGAGCCACCUAGCAGGAGCCUUUCAAUGGGUUCUGGGAUUCUUCAACAGGAUGAGGAAAAUAAAUCGUCUUUAGCUGUGCCUCAGGAAUUACCUUUACCUUUGUUGAAUGGUGACAGCAACAGUGCCAAAAACAACAAAGAUAAAUCCAUUAGCAAUCUGGAACUUGGUAAUGUUGGAACUGCAGAGUGUCCUGCAGAGCAAGAAGCUACACAGAUCCCAAAAAGUGCAGUUAUGAAUAAUGAAAUGAGAGGUAAGAUUGAUGCUGGUGAACACCACACAAGAAAAGGCCUUUCCCAGAUAAAUGCAGGUUCUGAAGUUACAAUCCUAAAUAACAAGACUGAUAAUUGUGGAAUGAAUAUGAGGUUGUUGAAUCAUGGUGGAUAUGAAGUUAAGCUGUUAGGAUCUGAUAACACCGAGCCUUUUAAAAAAGAGCGUUCAAGCCUUCUUUAUCCCCCUCAGCAGCAGCAGCAACAAUCAGGUCAGGAUAUUCAACGUACUUUCAUUGAGGUGAGGCUAUCUUCCACCUCCUUCCCACCAUCCUCAUUGAUUCCAGAGCUGUCUCUGGAGAAGGAGGAAAGUCACAAUAAGAUUGUCUGCCAACCAGAAAGCAAUGUGCACAACAUUAGGCAGAACGCUUUUGAGGAAGAAAGCAUACGUAAUCCCCUAAAACCUGUGACAAGGACCUAUUCAAUGCCUGCCCAGCUAUCAGAUCAUUUGAAGGAGGACAGCCAUGCUAUGGAUACACCAACACAUCAUGUCCAGGAUAUCCUGAGCAAUGUUUCAGGUGAAAAAUACCCUCAUGCGGAGAUGGGCAUGCUGAAAAUUGUCCAUCUCAGUCUGAUGAAUGGCACUCAAGAUGGAAAAGAGAUGUCUAACAGUACCCCCAGAUCCAGCAGUCAAGAAUUGCCUUUGACCAACAACAGCAGUCGCAUUGCAGAUAAAUUAAAAACUUGCAGGAGGAAUUAUUACUAUUAUGAACUCAACUGGCCACAUGAUCCCAUUUCAUCUUUUUCUGUGAAACAAAGAAUUAAAUCAUUUGAGAACCUUGCUAAUUUCGAUAGGCCUCUGGUCAAAGCUAUAGACAUACAUUCUACCUCUCUCAGCUCUAAACUUUCCAUUGGUAGAAGGUUGUCUGCUGGUACUUCUGCCGUUUCAGCUAUUGGUGCAAAUGACCCAGUCCAGUCACAGAGAAAAAGUUUGAGUUCCUACUGUGAAAGUGAAAUCCCAGCAUCCCCACAGAUGACAAAAUCAUCAACCAGUGCAGCAUUAACCCAACUGCAGCAUAAUCCUCCUGAGAACAGCAAAGAUGAUGCUCACUUGGAGAAGAGUGAAAGGUGUGGUGCUUUGGAAGGUCCAAAUAGUUUGCCACCAUCAACUCCUAACGUCCGAAGAAGUAGAGCCUCAGGUGGGCACAUCAGACACGCACCCUUAUCCCGCUCUAAGAUCCGGGAGCUAAGGGCCUUGAGUAUGCCAGAUCUUGACAAGCUGUGUAGUGAAGACUUCUCUGUAGAGUCCCAGGCUUCCCAUUUCAAAACAGAAUUGGAAGUUACACCUGCAGCAAAAUCUCUUGGUCUUCCCAUUGAAAGUGUUUCUAAUCUGAAUGAAUACUCAGGACUCUCCAGUCUUGUGUUAGCAAGCAGGCAGCAUUCAAAAGAAAGCAGUCCCUGGAACAGUAGUUCUGGCACUCCUGGCUCAGCAUCUGAUGAGGAAAUGCUGCAACACGAUGCCACCAUAAAUAGGAUGAACCCAGGGAAAAGCUGGUCAAUCAGCUUGGAUCAACUCUUGGUCUCCACCCUGGAUCAGCAGAAAUUGCAGACAAUUUUGUCUUCAGUGACAACAAAAUGUGACCUUCCUUCUUUACUUCAGGAAGCCAAAGCACAAGUAGAGAGCAAAGAAGAUGUGUACUUUGUAGUCUUGAAUAAAGAGGAGGGAUCUGGCCUGGGAUUUAGCGUUGCUGGAGGAGUAGACCUGGAACAAAAAUCAAUCAUCGUCCAUCGGGUGUUUUCAAAAGGAGUGGCAUCCCAAGAAGGAAUCAUCCACCGAGGGGACCUCAUUCUUUCCAUCAACGGUGUCUUUCUUGCGGGUUCAGUCCAUGGAGAUGUGCUCAAUGCUCUUCACCAGGCAAGGCUCCACAAAUACGCCAUUGUUGUCAUCAAGAAGGAGAGAGACAGAGAAAAGUUUCCUUCUUCUGGCUCUGCAGUGUCAACGCCUGGCAGGCAAACCUUAGUAGCUGCAACAAUGGGAAGAAGAACAGGUCCAACUGGAGAGCCGAGUGAUGCCAUCUGUGUUGAACUUUUGAAGACUUCCGCUGGCUUGGGGUUCAGUCUGGAUGGAGGAAAAGCUUCAAUCUCUGGAGACAGACCGUUGCUUAUCAAAAGGAUUUUUAAAGGUGGCGCUGCAGAACAAACAGGAAAACUGGAAGCUGGCAACGAGAUUCUAGCCAUUGGUGGGAAAUCCCUGCUUGGUCUCAUGCAUUACGAUGCUUGGAACAUCAUCAAAUCUGUCCCAGAGGGACCUGUCCAGUUGCUUAUCAGAAAACAUCAGCCUCCAGUAUGAUGUGUCUGGUACCAUUAACCUAAACGUACCUUUUGGGCACAUCCUUCCAAGUUAUGUGUGAUGGAACCAUUACAUGCAAUGCAAGAUCUGAACCUUGUUGAUUCAGUGUCAUUGCUCCAUGUCAGACUGCUUGAAUCAGCCAAGGAACAUCAAGAUACAUAAGCCAAGAACAUAUCCCGGUCAGUGCACCAUUGUUUUAUAAAUGGCACCAUUUUCCAGAAGUAUGUAACAGAUCCAAGUGCGACAUACUUUGAGCAUUGGCUACAUGGACUUCUGCGUAUCCAGAUCUUCCUGCCAUCCGCUAUAGCUCUGAUGACCUGUUUGGAGCUCCACCAGAGAAUAGCUGUUGUGUUCAGGGCUUAAUUCAAGUCAGGAUUCAGUCUCAGAGUCAGUUUUCAAUACAAGGGAUCUGCCUGGGAUCACGUGAAGUGAAAAGACUACCACAGAGCAUGUGCAGAGUGCAUCUGCCACAUUGUCUGGACAACCCCCCAACCAGGGUCACACAUCUGGGAGGACUAUGGGUGAAAAAAAAUCUAAGUUAAGACGGUAUGACUGUGAAGCAAACUUGACUCUCACCCACUCUCAUUUUAUACAUUCAUUACUGGAUUCAUGUAAUACUUUGCAUUCACCUCACAGAUGGCACAAUAAAUGCUACUUUGCAUAGAUCGCAUGGGAAAGUUCAGUGGUGUACUUUGUACAAAAAUAUUCCAUCUGCUUUCUUCCUGCUACGCUGAAAGGAUUCAAAUAUCCUCUUUGGGUCCACACAACCAUAAUGUGGAAAGAUUGUUCUCAACACCUUAUGGAGACAACCCGUGGCUCACUGAGGGGACACCAGGUCAUGGUCUGAAGGCAUAUGAGGCCACCUCCUCACUGAAGUGAAGCAGGUCUGAUCAGUGCCUGGGAACCACAUGCUGUGGGCCUUGGGCUCCAUGAUGGAAGAAAGACAUAAUAUAAAUGUAUGCAAAUGAAUAAAUUAGCUCCCAGAUUUAAUUUCUGGCAUUUGCAUUUAAAGGAUUUGAGGUGCCAGAGGUUCUAGAGAAGUCCACCUGGGAGAGCUGCUACUAGUCAGAGCAAAAAUAGUGGGCUAUAUUAUGGACCAAUGAUCCGAUGUGGAAUAAGGCAGUUCCAUAUGUUCAUAUAGGAGCCACUAGCCAUGGAGGCAACUCAUGUUUAGUGAUGAUCUCAUUCUCACUUUCAUUGUUGAGCUUUUGGGAGUGUCACUCAAAGCUCAAAGAGAACAUGUAACUGGUAACUAUUUAUUGGGAAGCAUACAACACUUCAGCGAGUUUGGGUAAUUUAAAAAAACCACCAAGAUGAGUAGUUGCAUGUCUGUCCUUGGUAUUUUUACACUUUGCAAGCUAUGACAUGAAAUCUGCCUUGUAUUUGGGACAAUGGGGGUUUUCUGGCUAUGCUACAUAGUUCUGAUUUCCGCUGACUAAUGAGUCCAGCAUUCGUUUGAUAAAAAUAGAAGAAUGUCGGAGACAAUCUCACUAUUCUUCCAAGUGUGGUUCUUUGACUGUCCAUACACACACACACAUGCACACACAAACCCCAAAAUGGCUAGAAACAAGAAUAUAAGUUUGCAUAACUUUGUUAAAACCAGAACCACAAGUGUUUUUUAAUUCAUGGAGCUGAGAAUUCUUUGAAAAAUCUGAAUACUCCUAUAAAUACAUUCAACUCGUACAGUUAAGCCACUAGAAUUGAAUAUCACGCUGAACUCAUAUUGGAGAAGACCAUAGAGAGAAAUACAGGCUCUCCAGAUGUUGCUGAACUUCAGUUCCCAUCAGCUCUUAGCAAGCACGGCCAAUGGCCAGGGAUGAUGAGAAUUGCAGUUCAGCAACAUCCGAAAGGCCGAUGGUUCCCCACAUCUGUUCCAAACAAUUGGUGGUUUUCUAGAAGAACAUAGUAUAGAUGGCAUUCUUUUAGUAUUCAGAGUUUAUGAUCCUAAUUUUCAAGUCUUGUGACCUAUAAUCAGAUAACUAGAAGGUAGAUGGCGUGGCUUUCAUAAGAACGGAAGCUCUUGCUGUUUCCUUGAAUGUCAAAGGAAAUUUCCUCCUUCUCAAACUGAACUGAUCCCAAACAUCUAUAUCAGGAGAGAGAAACAGCCCUGGGGGCCAAAUGUGGCCAUCUGAGCCUCUCUGUCUGGCCCUCGGGACUCUACUCAGGCCACACCUCCUCCCCAACCACACCCCCUACUGGUCCCCUUUGCAUUCUCCUUGCAUGGAUGGAAUGUGUUCUUGAACACUGACAAUGCCUCUUGCUUGUCUGAGUGGAGGACAGAGAGGGAUGUGUGUAGAAAUUGGCUUACUGUACAAAGGCAAAAUUUACAUUCAUUGCUCCACCCACAUUUGCCCCGGCCCAGCCCGCCCCUAGCUUGUGGCCCCCGGAAGGUUGCUCAGAAGGGAAUGUGGCCCUCCUGUUCUAUAUAAUCACAUUUUUAAAUGAGCAGAGCUUAGAGCUGCAUUGACAAAUGCUUUACGGGGUCAAGUGACAGGAAGGAUAAGCACAGAGGAGUUGAAAUAAUCAGGAGAAAACGAAAAAUGAGAAGGCGUGUGUGUUGGGGGUGUUCUGUGCUUGUAAAAUCUGAGUGGACAUAUUUUCUGCUGACUAUUCUGGAAUGUUGGUUUUAAUGGCUUUUGGGGCAUCUAUAAACACAAUUAUUGGAUUUGUUGAUAAGGAUACUGUGAAGGGGCACUUGUAUCUUGUUUCUCCAGCCCAGCAAGGGAGAUGUGAAUGUGGAGACAGAUUUCUACUCAUAUAGAGAAAUGCAGUUGCAAAUCUUGUUGCAUCACAUUGCUCAUUGGGUCACGUUGAACUAUCUGGAUGCGUCUCUUCAGGCAGGUGGGGACAGACAUCCCUAUCCAUGUUCACCCCCCCCUAAUUCCCUUUGAUGAGAGCCACAAUGUGCCACAGUGCUUAAAAACAAAAAAUCAGUCCUUGUGUACUCCUAAGAGCAUCACGCGCACUGAUGUUGACUGUUUCAUGCAUAGUCAAAGUACAUGUCAUUCUGACAGAUCGUUUUGAUGUGCACGUUGUUUUCAGCACAGAGAUCAAAAUAUAGGAGCUUAGAAUAGUUUAUGUACAUAGGUAUGAUUGAAACAUGCACAAGUGUCAACACAAAGCAGAAUAAUAAUCCUUGAGAAAUUCAUUUUGGGAGGUCUUUGCUCUGCAAGAUGGCAUGGGAGGAAGGGCAGGAUAUAAAUCAAAUAAUCAAUCAAUCAAUAUAAAUAAUACUGAAGAUAAAAUUAAAUAAAUAAUAGUUAGGUCCUUAAAUUACUGUGUCAGCAUCAGGGACUGAGCCAAAGUUCCAGGUACAGACAAUGCUUGUUUCUUUUUAAAAUCCAAAUAACUUUGGUAUUUCUGAUGAGGAGGUCUGUCCCAAGCCAUUCCAACCUUAUCCAGCGUCAUUUUAUGUAAUGUAUUUAUUUGAAUUUAUAAGUUUGCCAGACAGGCAAUCCAGUCGGACCUGCGUAUGUUUUCUCUGUGAUCAUCUUAAGACUGAAAUAGACUUUUAGUAGUGUUUAAUUCCAUUCACUCAGAAGCAACUUUUUUGUGCUCUUUUUACAAAAAGGGGGGAAAAACCAUCCAGCCUCAGGAACAGUUGUGUGCAAGUUGUAAAUCUUACACGCUGCUUUGUCAGUAUUGGUUAGACCUAAUAAAGUAUUAUUUUACUGAUCCCAGAAUUACCACUAGUUUGGCUAUAAACAAACUGGCCAGCUCGGGGGAGAGGGGAACAGAGAGCAGAGAAUGGUUCAGGGGGGAAAAUGUCCUGUAUACAAUAUCCUGUAUGAUAUUGUAUAUUGACACCAUUAUUAUGUCAAAUCUUUGCACCAAUGUACAAGAUUGUAAAAAGUUUUAGAAAAUGAAUAAACCAUAGCAGUGUUGCUCCUCUCCUCCGCCCCAAUUGUGACUCCCCCCCUCCGUUCUUAAAGUUUAUUGAAAUACUGACAUACUAACACCUCCAUCUAUAAUAAAUAUGCAUUUAAAAUAGGAAUAUGUUUCAUAUCAGGUUUCACCAACAGGAAUUUGAUGUGAAUCUAGAUAAGGAGGCAUAAUAUCUUGUAAUUUUGGAAACAUUUCUUUGGGAAUGUGAGUGAUUUCAAGAUAAUUAUUCAGAACAUAUUGAAACUGUUUACAGAUUGUCUUGCAUUUCCUGUCUGUUUGCUAGAUACAAGCCUACACUUAACUAGAGGAUUAUUAAUAAAAUGCUGAGUGCAAUUUAAAAAUAAUGACUAAUUACAUUUCUAUACUGAUCUGUUAACUUCUUGAUAUAAGUUGCUUCUGUUACUGUUGAGCUUUAAAUUUGAUUUCAUUAUACUUUUUAAUGGAUCAUAUCAAACCCUGAAUGCUUUUUUCCCAGUUAAGUCAUGCUGAUCUAAGCAUUUUAUAGUUUCUCAGAAGCAGGGUGGAAUAUGCAUUCCUCAAAUAAUAGGAAAUCUGUCUUCUAGGAAACCAGUGUUGCAAGGAAAUAAUCAGAUGCCACAAAUCGUCACCUCUUACAAAGAAAAUAAAAGUGAAAGGCCACCAUUUUUAGCUAGAUUUUUGUGGGUUGGCUAUUUUUUUGUUUUUUAGUGUAACACACUAUUUCCUGUAUGAUAUUGUAUAUUGACACCAUUAUUUAUAUAAAUAUAUCCAUGUUGAGAGCAUUUUAAAAAUGCCUUGUUGUAAUAACAGAAGUGCAAUAAUCGGAAACAGACUGUACAUUUUCCAAAAGUUGCUUUGCCCCAUUAAUGUAAAUCAGCAUCUCACUAAAUCCUUCUCUUUCCCCUCACCCCAUUUUUUUAGUGAUUUUUUAAAAUAAACAUGAUGCUUACUA
Molecule: messenger RNA, 13895 nt
Organism: Rhineura floridana
Lineage: Eukaryota; Metazoa; Chordata; Lepidosauria; Squamata; Rhineuridae
Gene: PDZD2
Product: PDZ domain containing 2
Exons: 24
Coding region: 1529-9079 (2516 amino acids)
Molecular function (GO): protein binding
Source: RefSeq, a predicted model, not a curated record